AUGUCUCGAAUCGCCCCCUUGACGGCUGUUUUGGCCUUUGUCCUGCUGGUUCUGGGUCUCUUCAGCGUGGCACUAUACGAGCACGUCAGCUCGGCAAGCCUGUCCCUGCCCAUCUCGCCGGCGCUGACCAUCAUCACGGUCCUGCUGCCCCUCGCGGCCGCCGCAAACGCCCUGUUCUACCUGCGGUCCGCGGCCCCCUACGGCGUCGUCGCCACAGCCCUGCAGGUCGCCCAGGGCGUGCUCACCGCCGUCCUGGCGACGCUGCUGUUCGCCAGCGCCGUGCCGUCCGCCGCCCGCGCCUGCCUGCUGUCCACGCUGUGGCAGCGCCUCUUCCGCGCCCGCGACGCCGAGUCGAUCCUUCGGAUCCAGGACGCCCUCGACUGCUGCGGCUUCAACACGGUGCGGGACAGGGCGUGGCCGUUCCCCGCCGACCGCGUGCCGGCGCACCAGUGCGCGGAGACGUACGGCCGAGACGCGGCGUGCGCGCGGCCCUGGGGCGCGGCGCUGCAGCGGAACGCGGGCCUGGGGCUCGGCGUGGUGCUCCUCGUCGGGCUGCUUCAGAUGGCGAGCUGGGUCCCUCGGCGUCGGGGGUUUGUCCCCAUGAGAGUGCCGGGCAUGGUGCACUACGGCGCCGUCGCUGCUGCGGAUGAGGAGCCGGAGAGGAGCCGGCUUUUGCCGGCGGCGUCGGCGACCCAGGAUACCUUGGAGGGUGGCGAUGGCGUUGGUGGUGCUGGUGCUGGUGCUGGUGCUGGGGAGCAGCAGCAGCAGCAGCAGCAGCAGCAGCAGGGGAAUCCGUGGGCUUCCGAGUAG
Messenger RNA from Ustilaginoidea virens, 810 nucleotides. RefSeq lists its product as uncharacterized. Lineage: Eukaryota; Fungi; Ascomycota; Sordariomycetes; Hypocreales; Clavicipitaceae. The coding region runs from base 1 to 810 and encodes 269 amino acids. The transcript is spliced from 4 exons. The record is from RefSeq and is a predicted model, not a curated record.